AUGAACAGCAGUUACAUAGGCAAUGUAUUAUGCCUAAUUUGGACUCUUCUGUACUUGCUGAACUUCAGGAAAUGCUUCAUGAAGUAAAUCCAUAUGUGCAUAUUUUCAAACAAGUGGUGCAGUUGUUGUGCAAAAAUCCAUCUCAAGAACUAAAAAUGGCAAUAAUUAAAGCAUGUGAUGAACAACAAUAUGCUACACCUACCGCAUCAGAAGUUGCAGUGCUAAUGGUUGGAAAUGGUGAAGAUCAAAAGCCUUUGAACCGUGAUAUAAUUCUUCACAAACAAAGUGGUGAUUUUGAUAAUUUAAACACCUCUGAAGACUAUUGUGAAGAAGAAAGUUCAAAACGUGUAACAAUGAUGCAGUACUAUGCAUAUUGGUUGCAAGUUCAUAGAUAUGGACCACUAGAAACAUUUUCUCUUCACAGAACCAGUCGUCUGUUCCAGCAGUAUAUUGUAGAUAGUUAUGCAUGCAUUGAACAAAAUCGUCUCAAUUAUUUAAAUUCAAAUCAAAAAAAAAUCAGAGCUGAACUAUAUAAUGGAUUGCAAGAUGCACUUACAACUAAUGAUAAAUUUCCACAAAAUAGGGCUCGCAUUAGUCAGAGAAUUGUUCUUCCAUCAAGUUUUGUUGGUGGACCGUGUCACAUGCAUCAACUUUACCAAGAUGCCAUGACCAUUGUUGGGCAUGCAGGUAAACCAAACCUAUUUAUUACAAUGACAUGCAAUCCAAGCUGGGAAGAAAUCCAAACAGCUUUGUUGCCUGAGCAAAGUGCACAUGACUGUCCUGACCUCUGUGCACGUGUUUUUAAUAUGAAAUUGAAUACUUUGCUAAAUGAUAUAUUAAAAAAAGGAAUUUUUG
Molecule: messenger RNA, 855 nt
Organism: Cetraspora pellucida
Lineage: Eukaryota; Fungi; Glomeromycota; Glomeromycetes; Diversisporales; Gigasporaceae
Source: the annotation of a GenBank genome assembly